UUGAUCGGAACUGAAACCCUCUCAAACUCGCUUAUUUCUCAAUUAAUAAUCAACAAUGUGCCGUGUGGGAAACUGGACUUGCGUCCAAAUUUUGCCCAGUGCAAUUUGAUCCUUUCAACCCUCACAGUUCUCAAACACGACAUUCCAACCCUUCUUACGAAUCGUCUGAUCGGAAUUUGAGCAUGGAUAAAGACUGAAUUUGAGGACGAUCGCCCCCUUCUCGCUUCCCCAUAGUUAGGCCUCAGACAAAAGCCCACAUCAGAGGAGGGAGGCUGUGUGCGGAUGCCGAUGGACCCCGAAAGUGCAUAAUCGCUAUUAGUCGGCCCUUCCAUGGCUCGCGAGACACUGCAAUGCUGCCAGGAUGUCGGGAGUUUAACUAGGUUUUGUGAUUUUAUUUGAAACCAUCGGCAGUCGAUUGUUCCCAAAAGAAUUGACAUUUUAUUUGCGGAAGUUUUUAGCAUGUCUGAAAGGCCAAGAAACUGGCGAGUUUUUCGUCAUGGAAAAAAAAUUCUUCCUGACGUUUUGCAAGCAUGUGUGGCUUGCAUCUUCAGAGGCGUUAAAGCCACCAGUCCCCAGCCACCAGCACACAGUCUAAAAACUUGAAAAAACUCGCCAGUUUCAUGUGUUCUGGAAAACUUCAGUUUCAACGAAUGGUCGUGAAAAUCUACAGCUUGUCUAGUCCGCCUAUUGCUAUAGUUGCAUCGCGUGCUGCGCUGGCAACACUGCAGGCCGGGUUACCACUACACAAAACACAGUGAGUCAUGCACGUUGUGGUCCCAGUUUUUGUGGACCAGUUCAGUCAGUGUUGAGCUUUUCGUGUUGCGACGUUUGUUCCGUUUGCUGUGUGCGUUUUUUUGACGCAAAACAUUCGAAAGUUUACAGUUAAAAAUCACGUGCAGUCUUGAUAGUCCGAUUGUUGGCUAUUUUGCGUGGUGAUGUCGCGAACGCAGCCGAUUUAGUGUUCAGUUUGUUUUUGUUUCAUUUACUUUGCUAGCUGGGAAGUGACCAGAACUUGACCACCAGGCUAGAAGACUUGCCAGGCCUGAGGCUCGUCCAAUAGAUGGACGACCCUGAGAUCCAAGAAACGGUGGAAGCCAUCUUGGGCAAAGGGGCCAAAGUAGUCGAUUGCGAGAAAAAGUCCUCGAUCCGAGAGGAAGAAGUGCUCUACAUCAAUGGCAUUCCCGUCCAAUUGGAGGGCCGCGAUGGGAUGGCCAUCAAGGAGGCACUGAUGACUGGCCAAGUGCCUCCUUGCGAUCUAUUGAACAAGCUCCUCAUUGACAGUGGCAUCCUGAAAGCACCAGUCAAACUGGACACGUCGCUAUCGGUAAAAAGCACCACAGUGAUCAAGGAAGAAGUGACAGUGUCAAGGGAUGGAAAGAUAGUGGAUGAACGAAGCAGAGAAACGAAAGACCACUCGUACUACACUAGCGCGAUGACGGAAAUUUUCGAGCCGAUCAAAGUGCUCCCGACCGCUGAGCUGCUGAAUGGAAAGUACAACGUCCUAACGACACAUUCACCAGCGGCUCCAAGUGGUCAAAGUUCGGGAGUAGUUCGAGCGCUUCCAGCUACGAGUCUGAGCACGAGCCGCCAAUGAGCUACGGCGUCCCCAAACAGUGUCUUAGCAAGGAUUCGGGACAUAUGACGUCGAGCGCGACUGAGAAAA
Dendroctonus ponderosae (mountain pine beetle) is the source of this 1663-nucleotide messenger RNA. RefSeq lists its product as uncharacterized. Lineage: Eukaryota; Metazoa; Arthropoda; Insecta; Coleoptera; Curculionidae. The transcript has 4 exons. The record is from RefSeq and is a predicted model, not a curated record. Bases 1061 to 1594 code for a protein of 177 amino acids.